Molecule: messenger RNA, 2638 nt
Organism: Dunckerocampus dactyliophorus (ringed pipefish)
Lineage: Eukaryota; Metazoa; Chordata; Actinopteri; Syngnathiformes; Syngnathidae
Product: 1-phosphatidylinositol phosphodiesterase-like
Exons: 2
Coding region: 1501-2415 (304 amino acids)
Biological process (GO): lipid metabolic process
Molecular function (GO): phosphoric diester hydrolase activity
Source: RefSeq, a predicted model, not a curated record
UUAAAUGCAGCAAAUUAAACGUGCGCAGAAAGGGUUUCGUUAGUGAGUCGUCAGAAUACGUACUUUUUUUUGUCUUUCUCUUGAUUUAGACCACACAUGCACGCAUAAUAAAGACGUUGCUGUAAAGUUCCGAGUGCCCAUGGACGCAUUUCACGGCGGCCUAGUGACAAUGAGAUGACGACAUGUGUCUGUGUACGGGGUGUAUCAAAAAAAAGUUGACUCUCCAAAAAUAGCCGCUAAAGUUACAAUGGAAUAUUUAGGUAAUGGCUUCAUUUUAUUGUAACAUGCAUACAAGUUACAAUGGAAUACAUCACAUGGUUCAAUUUGUAGUUGCACAUGUCCAAAAGGAGCAGGAAGAAGCAAAGCUUAGUUAAUCCUACCCCUCUUUCACAUCAAUUGCGAUACAUUUAUUCACUUCCGUGAUGCCGGUGCAUUAAUUACACUACAAAUAUUAACGUCACUGACUAAGUUACCACCGAACAACCCUAAUAGAAAUAAAUUGUGUUUUAAGAUCUUAUCAUUGCUUUUUUUUACACCAAAAAAGAACUUUCAAUUAAUUUUUUUGUAUUUCAAAAUGCAAUUCAUAUCAACUAUUGUUUUUGUCUUUUAAUUCCCACUCAAUAAACGAAAAUUAUGACCAAAAGUUACACGGACUGGAUGACCAGUUGGACUUAGUUUUCAUGUCACUUUCUGGUUUGUGCUUUUUAUUUUUGAUUUGUAUUUACUGUUGGCGCGAUGUGCAGCUCUUAGGGGUCGCUGGAACGUCAGUAGUCAACGCCACUGUUUAGGUGGAGCCGCGUUACGCACAAAGAGCAAAACGUCACCUUUUCCACGCAUUGCAAACUGCAUAUUUACAAUCCCAGGGCAAAACGUGGAAUUCCAGACGGCGGACGUACUGAGCUCGUUGCUCUGUGGAGAACGUCAUCAUUCCAUGAGUAUGCUCUGAUAUCUCAACUUCUGUGCCAAUAUCGGUAUCAGACAGCCCUAGCCAUUACCUAUGCUAUGAAUAUUGUCAUUCAUUUCCCAGUGGCUAUAAAUCAGUGGCAUCCAAAGUGCGGACCGGGGGCCAUUUAUGGUCUGCAGCUCUUUUUUUGGCCCUCAGGAUAUUUUAAAAAUGAAAUCAUUAUUAAUGAGAUAUAUUAGAUAUCAGAAAGACACUACUUUUUCUUUUGUUACCGGUAACACAAAUAUACCUUGGCAUAUAUUGACCCACAUUAGAUUGUUACAUUUGUGGCCCCCCUGCAUUCUUUCUCCGUAUGCAGCCUUCACUGGAAAAAGUUUUGGACACCCGUGCUGUAAAUGUAUAAAUUUGCAAGUAUUAACUUUGACAAGUUGAUUGGUCAUGCCUGUUCAUUGGGGGCACAAAGAUGUCAUUAAAAAAAAAGGUGACUGUUGUAAUUCGGAGUGGCUGGCACACACGUUGUAUUGAAUAAACAGCCGGCGCGUCCUCUCCAAAAAGCACAAGUUUGUGAGUUGUUGUCCUGCAAAGAGUGACUCUGUAUGCCCUAUACCUCGGACGCUACAUUAACCAUCUCUUGUGGUAGAAUCAGUGGGUUCAAUUUGGGUGUCAUCCAGAGGCCUGACUAUGACGACACACCCACACCAGAGUUCUUCAACCCAUCAUGGAUGUCCACCCUCCCCGACAACCGGUCUCUCUCUGAGGUCACCAUACCGGGGACCCACAACACCGCAGCGCUGUACGGCGGCGUCUAUGCCGAGUGUCAGUCGUGGAGCCUGCCCUCCCAGCUCCAGGCAGGCGUCCGCUUCCUGGACGUGCGUGUCCACCACUUGGACGGCGUCCUCAACAUCCACCAUGGGGUGAUGUACCAGAAGGCCCACUUUGGCGACGUGCUGCGGGACGUGGUCAACUUUCUGAACAAGUACCCGAGCGAGACCGUACUGAUGCGCAUCAAGGAGGAACAGAGCAAGACCAACAGCAUCUACACGCCCGUGGUGAAGUACAUCCAUCGCUAUGCCAGGUGGGAUCUGCUGUGGCACAGCCGCCAAGUGCCCACCAUGGGCCAAGCUCGAGGGAAGCUCAUUAUCCUGCAGGACUUCUAUGGGACUGAGUUGGGGAUGAACUACAAGUCAAUGGAUAUAGCUGAUGACUGGAAGGUUCCCUCACUUGCGCAAGUGCCUGACAAGUGGCAGAGCGCGUACAACCACCUGGAGGCCGCAGCUGUGGGCAGCAAGGCGCAGAUGUUUCUCACCUUUAGCAGCGGCGCCGGCAUAUCUGCAUUCCCCAGGUCGGUGGCACAACGCAUCAAUCCUAAACUCUACAAGUACCUGAUGGCCAAGAAGAACAAGAACCAGUGUUUUGGAAUCAUAUGCAUGGACUUCCCGUCUGCCCCCAUGAUUCAAAGCAUCAUUAACUUCCAGCUGAAGGAGGACGAAGAACAAGACUCCGUCCUUUAAGAUUUUCCAUCAUUUCACUCAUGCUACUAGCAUAAACAUAAAUGCAUGAUUUCAUCAUUUUAUUAGUGCUAAUAACAUCCGUCCAUACAUUUUCUAUGCCGGGUAGCAUCAUUCCGCCCAGGGUGUCAAGCCAGAACCGCCUUGAGCCUGGACAAGUCGCUAGCCAAUUGCAGGCAAUGCUAAUAACUUAAUAACCAUACAUAUGAUUGUUCAUAAGAUUGUU